Brassica rapa (field mustard) is the source of this 1692-nucleotide messenger RNA. RefSeq names its product glucan endo-1,3-beta-glucosidase. Gene Ontology annotation, biological process: carbohydrate metabolic process. Gene Ontology annotation, molecular function: hydrolase activity, hydrolyzing O-glycosyl compounds. NCBI's taxonomy places the organism in Eukaryota, Viridiplantae, Streptophyta, Magnoliopsida, Brassicales, Brassicaceae. The record is from RefSeq and is a predicted model, not a curated record.
CAAACUAUCUCGUCAUUAGAAAAAAUAAUAACUCAAACGAUUCACGGGUUUCACUUGAAUCGUUUGAUUUUCCUGUUUUCGUAAAAUAGUAAAAAAUGGCCAAAGCGCCACCGUCAAUAUCUCUCCUCCUCCUCCUCUCCGCCGCCGUAUUUCUCGCUCUCCCGGCCGUGAUCUCUGCCAUAGGCGUCAACUACGGCACUCUCGGAAACCUCCCACCACCUAAUGAGGUGGCAAAUUUCCUCAAAACUCAGACUUCUAUCGACAGCGUCAAGAUCUUCAAUGUGGAUCCCAAUAUCCUCCGUGCCUUCGCCGGUACCGGAAUCUCCGUCGUCGUUACCGUCCCUAACGGUGAUAUUCCGGCGUUAGCUAACGGAAGACAAGCUCGUCGAUGGGUCUCGGCCAAUAUUUUGCCGUUUCAUCCUCAGACGAAGAUCAAGUAUAUCUCUGUCGGAAAUGAGAUUCUGCUCACCGGAGAUAACAACAUGAUCUCGAAUUUAUUACCGGCGAUGAGGAAUCUUAACAAAGCUUUGGUUCGCGCUGGUGUCAGAGACGUUAAGGUGACAACCGCACACUCACUUAACAUCAUAGCCUAUGACCUGAACGGUGCACCAAGCAGUGGUCGCUUCAGACCUGGCUGGGACAAAGGCGUAUUGGCUCCAAUCCUAGCUUACCAUCGCCGAACCAAGUCUCCUUUCAUGAUCAACCCUUACCCUUACUUCGGUUUCGACCCCAAAAACGUCAACUUCGCCAUCUUCCGUUCACCGUACAAGGCGGUCCGUGACCCGUUCACCCACAAAAUCUACACAAACAUGUACGAUGCUCUCAUGGACUCGACUUACUCAGCCAUGAAAGCUCUUGGCUACGGUGAUGUUAACAUCGUCGUCGGUGAGACUGGCUGGCCGUCUGCCUGCGAUGCGCCUUGGUGCUCUCUUGAAAACGCGGCUUGGUUCAACAAAAACAUUAUCAAACGUUCACAACGACAAGGAACGCCUCUCAUGCCUAAUAGACGGUUUGAGACUUACAUUUUCGGUUUGUUUAACGAAGAAGGCAAGCCCGGUCCAACCGCGGAGAGGAACUGGGGGCUUUUCCAUUCAGAUUUCUCUCCGGUUUACGACGUUGGUCUCCUCAGAAACGGACAAGGUGGUGGCGGCCGUCGUCCAGCACCAGCAUUGCCUGCUCCCACCGGUGGUAAAUGGUGUGUGGCCAAGUGGGGAGCUAGUGAUGCGCAGUUGCAAGGGAAUAUUGAUUGGGUGUGUAGUCAGGGAGGCAUUGAUUGUAAACCAAUCCAAGCCGGUGGUUCGUGCUUUAACCCGAACAGCGUGAGGACGCAUGCGUCUUUUGUGAUGAACGCUUAUUUCCAGAGAAACGGUCGCACUGAUGGGUCGUGUAAUUUCAGCGGAACUGGUGUGGUCGUAGGAAACAACCCAAGCAAUGGUGCUUGUAGAUACUAAGUGAAAGUCUCUUAAGAGAUUUGUCUAACUUAACAUUUUACCAAAAAAAAAGGAGAGAUUUGUCUAUGUAGCACUGUUUGGAAAUACCUAACGUAAUGGUUGCGAGUAACUUUUCAUGGGUUGGAGAGAUCAUCAGCUUUGUGUUUAAUUUCGUAUAUUCUUCUAAUUUUAAGGUUUAUUUAUUUAUUCCUUUUUUGUGUCAAUUACUUUGAUUUGAAUAAAUAAAGGGAACUUAUCAUGA